Molecule: messenger RNA, 984 nt
Organism: Schistocerca americana (American grasshopper)
Lineage: Eukaryota; Metazoa; Arthropoda; Insecta; Orthoptera; Acrididae
Product: piggyBac transposable element-derived protein 5-like
Exons: 1
Coding region: 1-984 (327 amino acids)
Source: RefSeq, a predicted model, not a curated record
AUGGAUGUAGAUGUAGAACUCGAAGCUUUACGAGGUGAUGAAAUUAUUCUUCUUCUGCGUGGCGAUGACUCUGAACUAUCAGAUGACAAAAUUGUUUCGGAUGAUGAACGUGACUAUGAUCCAUCAGUACAGCAAGUAUUGCCUCUACAGACAGAACCUGAACUGGACAGUUUGGAGGAAGCUCUUACUAAUGAUGAAACUCUCCUAUCCGUACGGCUUGAAACUUUAGGUGCAGGAAAUGCAAAUUCCCUGAGAUAUACGUGGAUAUGCAAGGAUCUUGAGGCUAUGGAUGUUCAAUGUGCUGUGCAGUUUUCUGAUCCACCAAGUGAAAAGCGUUCUCCCCUCCAAUAUUUUGAAAGUUUUAUUGAUGAGACUGCAAUUGACAAUUUAGUAACGCAGACAAAUCUAUACUCUACUCAAGUGUUGGGACAAAGUAUAAACACUAGUGCCAAUGAAAUGAGACAGUUCAUUGGCAUUCAUUUACUAAGUGGUAUUGUGAGUUCGUCGAGUUACAAGAUAUAUUGGGCAAAUGAGACAAGGUAUAAUCAGAUUGCUGACGUGAUUCCACUCAGUCGAUUUUACAAGUUGAAGAGGUAUUUGCUUGUGAACGACAAUGCAAAUAUAUUACUCAGGGAUGAUCCUCGUCAAGAGAAGUUGUUCAAGGUCAGGCCAUUUUUAGAUCAACUAAAGAACAAUUUUCUAAAAACCGAAGUUGAAGAAUACAACAGUAUUGACGAACUUAUUAUUCUGCUAAAACCACAUACAUCUCUGCGCCAGUACAUAAAAUCAAAGCCACACAAAUGGGGCAUGAAAGUAUUUUCUCGAGCUGGUGUAAGUGGUUACAUUUAUGAUUCUGAAGUGUGUGUUGGGAAGGGAACAAACACUGCAAGUAAUCCUGAGUUAGGAAUGAGUGGAAACGUAGUGAUUCAGCUGAUUGAGAACUCGCCUAGGCACGCCAAUUUUAAACUCUUUAUGGACAACUAG